AUGUUCCUUGUUCAAAUAUUGAUUCUACUCGGUCAAUCACCCAUCUUGGCUAGUCGAAAUUUUCAAUUAGCAAAGGAUUCUCCCUCAUUCGCCAUUCACGGUGAUCGACUUCAAAACUUUUCGAGCAUCGGAGUUUCUGCAAAAGAAAUUGCCGAUUUUCUUAUUGAUGUCACGCAAACUGACUGUCAAGAGUUACCUACUCGAAAAUCAAAGAGUCUUACUAAGAACGAGCCAGUCUGCACUGAUCCGAUUCCUUUUACAAUUAACGGAAUCUCACCAACAGCUACAUUUGAUGAAGAAAUACUUUAUUCGAGUUCUCCAGGAAAUACUCAGAUCGGUCAUUUCUAUGCGAGUUCUUUCAAAAUUGAAAACGAGACAUUGCUCACAGUGCGUCCUAAUGAAAAAGUGAAAAGCAAUUAUGCAAUAUCUUUUCGAGUUCGACAAUGGGUUAAUGAAACUCAAAAAAUACUGGUUCUUCCUGGCACUACUCGACAUCUCAUUUACGAAGUCUUAAUCAAAAGUGGUGUCACUGCCACAAUUGUUCCCAAUCCGAAGACUUAUUUCUCAUCAGAAAAUUUGCGAGGCCCGUUAACAAAACAGACGCCAGUUGAUCAUCAAAUCGAAUCAAAAACAUGCUCCUUUUUUCAGUCAAAUAUUACGUGUUCCACUCAAAAAUUGUAUCAGAUCUAUGCGGGUUCUGAUCCUGGAAUUGCAAAAAACCCAAAACAUUUGCUAAUUGAAACAGAAUCAGGGACAUCGAUCGAUUCAAGGAACUCGGCAUCAAGUGUGUUUACUCGGAAUCAAUGCAAUUUUUGUUUGAUUUAUAACACAAAUAUUCCAGCACUUAGUUUGGAUGUGUUUUCAUUGUGGACACCUUUUUGGUAUCCUUGGUUUUUCGAUCUACCUGAUAAAAGCAUGUUUAGCCCACAAAAUGAUAAGCAAGUGUAUUACGAAUACGCGGCAGAGUUCAAACCAUUCAUCGGCGAGCUGAAACAACUCAGCGGUGGAGAGGUUAUUGUUUACGGGACCAAAGCGGCUUGUGACACGACAACAUUCAAAUUCAGCUAUACUUCUGUGCCCUUUUAUCCAAAGAUUCCUUUUCAAGCACAAUGCAUUCGGUUUCUUUUUUGUCCCUUUGUCAAUGGACGUCGCACAAUGCAAUUGUAUCUUGAUGAAAAAUCACCAUCCUUUGCAAUUCAUGGCUUUCGAUUGGCCAUGUUCGAGACCAUUACAAUGACACCAGUGAAUUGCACGUUUUGCAAAUGGAUUAUCGAUUACACUCAAGCUAACUGUAUCGACUCUGGAUCUAGUACGGAACCUGGCAAUUGUUUUGAUCCGAUUCCUUUUUUGAUUAAUGGAGAAGAGCCUGGUCUACCAAAUAUCUUUGAAUUAAAGCCUCGUACCGAAUCAGACUCAUUCUACAUGGUCACCACUAAGCUGAAUAUGACUCACAAAAUUGUACUAUCUUCUAAAGCAAAUGUGGUGUCUUAUGACUUUGCCGUUUCAUUGAGAAUCGAAGAAUGGCAAAAUGAUACCAAGAAAAAGGUGGUGAUCCCGGGAACAGGAAAUAAUCAAGCUAGCUUUUUCGUGGCUGUUCAAAGGGACGAAAUCCUUACGAUUGUGAUCAACCAGACAAACGAUAAUGGACCCAUAACAAAACUACUCGUUUUUCCAAUCACCGAUCCAGAAAGAGUACCUGCUUCCUGUAGAAUUAUUACGCAAGAAGAGAAAUGCUCAAAUGAAGAGCUUUUUCCCGUCUACUUCGGUUCUGCUCUCGGUGCAAGCUUCGAGAAGCGUUACCACUUAAUCGAUGCUAUCUUGAACCAACAAGUGCUUUCAAAAACGACAGCGACCACGAUUUUCGUCGAAAAGCAAUGUUCCUUCUGUCUCUUGUAUCAGCCAGACAUAGCUCACUAUGGAUUAGAUGAUUGGGCCAUGUGGACGCCUUCAUUUUAUCCAUGGAAGCAUGAUCAAAUUGAUUAUGUUAUUCAAAAUUUCGAUUGGAGGAGUUCGUUUGAAAAAACUGUACCAAGCUGGAGUUCACAAAAUGCGACGAUUGAAAUCGUGAUGAUCGAGACGGGAUCUGUACGAGUGUUGGGUUUGGAAGGAAAAGAUUGUAACGGUUUGGUCUACAGGAAAAGUUUUAUCAAGCCAGUCAAGUUCUCGCUGAAGACUGCUUGCGUUGAACUCGUCUGGCGGCCCGAACUGAAUGGGCAACCGGUUGAAAAUGUGGGACUAGCAAUGUUUUUCACACUUGGAGCAAUUAUCCUUUUCACCCAGUCAAUUAUUGCCGUUGACAUUUCGUUGACUUCAAAAAGUCCAUCCUAUGCUGUACACGGUCGUCGAUUACUGGAGUUUAAGAAGAUAACAAUUUCGAUUGACGAUAAUAAUGUUGCAAAUCGGGAAAUCCUCAUUGAUUACACUCAAGUUGGGUGCAAAAACACGAGAAAUUCAAGUCUAGAAAAUCAUAAGAUUUCUAUUGAUGUCUAUAAAACUUGCUUGGACGAGUUUCCAUUUACUGUUAAUGGAGAAAUAUUGGAUUCAAAAAAUGGAGAAGUUAUGCCGUACAACGAAGACAUGCAAGAACUUCUCUAUUCUACCACAUUCACCUAUAAAACUAGCAAUUCAAUGUCACUUCUUGUCAAUUACACCGCUGAUGUUUACCCUUUAGAUUUUGGUCUUUCAUUUCGAGUAAAGAAUUGGGUUAACGCAACAAAAAAGAUCUGGGUUCUACCGGCAGUUAACGAGACGAAACGACAAAAUUUCGUCUUAGUGAAAUUGGAUGUCAUUGUGACAGCCGUCAUUUAUCCCCCUUACAAUUUACCUACGUUGGAACUGAAUUCGGUGCUACAGCCCAACGACAAAGAAAUGGAUGAAAAAAGCCCAUGUCAGCAUUUUAAAGUUGACGUUACUUGCCCGAAAGGGUCAUUGUAUUCGGUUUUCUUUGGCUCAGAUCCUGGUUUAAAUCCGGAUCCAAGAUAUCACAUUGGUGAUUACAAAAGCAAUAUUUCGAUUGUGACCAAAACGACGGCGACCAGCGUUCAGGCGGCAAGCAGUUGCUUGUUUUGUUUGACUUAUCAGGCUAAUAAAGGCGUUGCUUCAGCGGACGAUGUUCAAUUUUUGGACAAUUUUGCUCUUUUCUCGUCUCCUUUCUAUCCUUGGAUACACGAUGAACCAUAUCAAAGUGGAAAUCACUCAUAUGACUAUGGGAUGACAACUUUCAAAGAAAAUCGUGAGCAUAUCGUACUAAUUUCUGUGAAAUCAAUUGAUGGAAUUAAACUUGAAAUCGGAGCACUUGGAAACGAUAAACAAGUAUGCACAAGAAACCACGGACAAUGGCAUUACUUUGAUGCGGUGCCUACGUUUGAAAUCAAAACAUUGAUUAGUUGCCUAAUAAUUGGAGAGUAUUGGGCAAAGACUGAGCCACCCCAUGGCUUUGUCUUCUCGAUUCAAGAGAAUGAUGAGGUUUUUCCUGCAGACAAUGCUAACUGUUUAGUCACAUAUGAAUUGACCAUCGAUGAACCACAUAUGAUUUUUCGAGAUAUCGUCAUUCAUGAAAACCAGCCGCUUUGCAUUCACAGGGAAUGCGAUGAUCGAAAUUGUGAAAUCUUUGUCGACCUGGCGUUCCAAUGUCCACAAGAAGAAGCUGAUUGUUCAACCACAAUCCCUCUCGAACUUUUUCAAGUCGAUCGAAAUGUGAAGGAAUGGGAAGAGUGUGAAGAAUGGCCAUCGAAGAUUGACAAGACAACUUUAUUCACUUGCCAUCUCGUUGUCGAUGAGCUUGCGUUCUUUGCUGAAUUCAAUCAUCCAAAAACCUGGGCGUAUUCCGCAAUAGUGCGAAGAAAUGCUGAUUUAAACAUCUAUGUGUUUCCAACUUACAACAAUUUGGGAAGCCGUCCUUAUUAUGAAUCGACACUGGGAUAUGAAGUCAAAUCACGAGCCACACCAACCGACGCGGAUCGUUUUGAGCCACAGUUUUUGGAUUCGAGUUGCUACAGUGUUUUGGUUCCAGCUGGAUGCUCACCGACUAUCUAUUUAAAAACUCUUCCUCAUAUAACUACCGCUACCGUCUUUAAUCGUACAAAACUCCUAUGUGAUGGCAGAAUCUUCCUCACUUCAAUGGGCUAUGGAAAUCCGUCCGAGGGACUAUUUUUUCCGUACUACUGGCAAAAGCAAUACACUUUUUCGCAUCAUAUCUUUUGCGAUGGCAAAAUUAAUAUCGAAAUUGAAGUCUUUAAAAUCGGUUCCGGGAAUUUAACCCUCGAAAUUCUUGAUACAAUUCAUGGAAGCAAUGAUACACCGAUAGUUCUUCUACCUGGGACAAAGAUACCGGCUAAUUUUACGAUUGCAAACAAAACAGGAUUGAAUGUCUUUUGGAAUGCAUUGGAUGAGGACGAGAAAGAUCCAGAAGACGAGCAAACACCGUCCUUUGCCAUUCAUGGAUCAAGACUCAACAUCUUUACGACAUACACAAUUAUUGGCGUGCCAGGUGUUGACUGGUUGAUUGACUACACACAAGAUGGCUGUAAAACAACGAAAAAUGAUCACCCUAGAGAGCCGAAUACACCAAAAAUUCGUUGUUUUGAUCAAAUCCCAUUUGAGAUUUCUGGAAAAUCACCCGAGAAACAAGAACAAGAAAAAAUCACGCCAUACAGCGAAAAUUUGAGAAUUUUCUACUCUUCAACAUUCAAGCUUGCGAAUCUGAGCCAACUAGUGAUCAAACCAACCUCAAACAUGAAUAAA
Mesorhabditis belari is the source of this 4743-nucleotide messenger RNA. Lineage: Eukaryota; Metazoa; Nematoda; Chromadorea; Rhabditida; Rhabditidae. The record is from the annotation of a GenBank genome assembly.